AUGCUAUCCCGAAGCAUAUUGGAUGCCUAUUUACCACUUUUACUCCCAUCAAACGAAAUAUCUCAUCUUGGACAUGGAUCCCUUGCAAUUCCUAAGUUAAAACGUGAAGAUUUAGUUACUUUAUUGACAUCAAUGAAAACCGUUUUUGAAAAAGAAGAGACUCUCUUAAAUAUUUGGGGUGAUUUCAAUGUAGUAGGUGACAUUCAUGGAAAUUUGAAAGAUCUUAUCAGGAUCUUCUGCUUCGCAGGAUCUCCGUAUCAAAACAAUUAUAUAUUCCUCGGUGAUUACGUCGAUCGUGGCGAAAUGUCAAUUGAGUGCAUUGUGUUAUUGUUUGCUUACAAACUUGCAUAUCCAAACAAAAUCUAUUUACUCCGCGGUAACCAUGAGUUCGAACUAAUUAAUUCUUAUUAUGGUUUCAAACAACAAGUACUUUCCGAAUAUGAUGAAGAAAUAUACAAUAUGUUUAACGAGGUUUUUUCAUAUCUUCCUCUUGCAGCUGUUUUAAACCAGAAAUACUUCCUCGUUCAUGGAGGUAUUAGCCCAAGUUUAAACACGAUUAAACAAAUCGCACAAUUGAAGAGACCAAUAACAAGUUUCCAAGAGGGAUCAGAAUCUGAUAUAAUUACAGAUAUAAUGUGGGGAGAUCCUUCUACAAUUACUAAUUUAUAUGCACCAAGUCCACGUGGCUUUGGCUACGUUUUUGGAAUGGAUUCUGUUAUUGAGUUCCUUUGUAAUAACAAUGUCAAGUAUAUAGUAAGAGCUCAUCAAUGUGUUACUCAAGGGUUUGAAGAGAAUUUCGGCGGCGCUUGUAUGACCGUAUUUUCAACAAGUAAUUACUGCACAAUGCCGCCAAAUUCCAGUAGUAUACUCCAAGUUACAGAAGAUAACCAUCGACCAACAGUUUUUGCUCCAAUCAAGCACUUUAGAAAAUUCGAGGUUGAAUUUAGAGAAAUCGAGGUCCAAGACACUGUACCGCUAUGUAAUAAGCUCAAACCCGUUUCACGCACCAAUUCCAACAAAGUUAAAAAUCCCGGUAAAAGAUUCAAUAACGUCCAGGUUGUAUUCACAUGCAAACCAAGGAGAACCGAAGAAGGUCAUGGAAUUUACUCAUAUAGUUCAACUUCUGAGCUUCCUAAGCUUGAAAAUGGACCAAGAAUGCUCAAGAAAUCAAAUUCACAACCAGAAAAACUUCAUCUUGAGUGA
Messenger RNA from Trichomonas vaginalis G3, 1203 nucleotides. Its product is annotated as phosphoprotein phosphatase protein. Gene Ontology annotation, cellular component: nucleus; cytoplasm. Gene Ontology annotation, molecular function: protein serine/threonine phosphatase activity. The record is from RefSeq and is a predicted model, not a curated record. The transcript has a single exon. Bases 1 to 1203 code for a protein of 400 amino acids. Lineage: Eukaryota; Parabasalia; Trichomonadida; Trichomonadidae.